Molecule: messenger RNA, 4560 nt
Organism: Arvicanthis niloticus (Nile rat)
Lineage: Eukaryota; Metazoa; Chordata; Mammalia; Rodentia; Muridae
Gene: Fadd
Product: Fas associated via death domain
Biological process (GO): positive regulation of innate immune response; extrinsic apoptotic signaling pathway; regulation of apoptotic process
Cellular component (GO): CD95 death-inducing signaling complex
Molecular function (GO): death receptor binding; caspase binding
Source: RefSeq, a predicted model, not a curated record
GAGACGCUGGGCGGGAAAGCCUAAGGUGAUUUCCUAUGUGGAAUCGCUGAGGGACAACCUUGCGUACCACUGCCAUGGACCCAUUCCUGGUGCUGUUGCACUCGCUGUCCAGCAGCCUGUCGGGCAGCGAUCUGAUGGAGCUCAAGUUCCUGUGCCGCGAGCGCGUGAGCAAACGAAAGCUGGAGCGCGUGCAGAGUGGCCUGGACCUGUUCUCGGUGCUGCUGGAACAGAAAGACCUGGAGCGCGGGAGCACCGGGUUGCUGCGCGAGUUGCUGGCCUCUCUGCGCAGACACGACCUACUGCAGCGCCUGGACGACUUCGAGGCUGGGGCAGCGGCCACUGCAGCCCCGGGGGAGGAAGAUCUGCGGGUGGCAUUUGACAUUGUGUGUGACAAUGUGGGGAGAGACUGGAAAAGACUGGCCCGCCAGCUGAAGUUGUCUGAGGCCAAGAUUGAUGGGAUUGAGGAGAGGUACCCCCGAAGCCUGAGCGAGCGGGUAAGGGAGGCUCUGAGGGUCUGGAAGAAUGCCGAGAGGGAGAAUGCCUCCGUGGCUGGACUGGUCAAAGCGCUGCGGGCCUGCAGGCUGAACCUGGUGGCUGACCUGGUGGAGGAAGCACUGAUGGCCCAGGGAUCUGUGAGCAAGAGCGAGGAUAUGUCCCCAGUGCUGAGGGACUCAACUGUGUCUUCCUCAGAAACACCCUGACAAGCCUGCAGCUCCUCUCAGGAGUCAACUGUGGACUUGAUCACACCAUGAUAUAGUACCAAGUGCCUUUUGUGCCCAGUUCUAAGAAGACCUUGCUGAUCCAGGCCGGGAGCUCCUCACACCAGCUCCUGGAUUAUAGCUGUAUCUAUGGAGCCUUUGCCCCCUGGGCUUUGGGGACACAUGAAAGUUCCCCUUUGUGUUCUCCACCACUGCUCCUUCCCCCUGAGAGGUCCCUGGUCUUGUGAGGAGGAAGUUAAAGUUAAUGGCACAUGCGCUGACUGCAGUUUGAGAGCCUUCCUAUUGUUCCUUGGAGGAAGACACCAGCUCAGUUCAGAGCACUUGGUUGCCUCACAGUUGGCCAAGAGGACAUCUGUCUCAUACACUGGGAGGCCAUCAGAGAGCAGUUCCUGACCCCCAAACAAACGCAGGAGCCCUGUGAGGACUGAUUGUAAAGUUCACCACCAAAAUCACUGGUUCUGUGAAGGACUGUGGUUUAAAGGGCAGCACCCUGCCUCCACGGUGGUCUGCAAGCAAGUGCCCUGGGCCUAGAGGUAGUGCUCACUCUGAAAUCCUAACACUUGAGAGUUGAGAGCUGCUGCGCUUUACGGCAGCCUGGGCUACAAAUGAGACCUUUUCACAAAAAUACAAAAGCAAGUGCCUUUACCUGGAGAUAACUGUGUCACCAGGAAAUCCCAUUAUAUUAAGGACCCUUCUAAUCUCAGAAGUCCCAACAGGCUGACUACAGUGUGCUUACAGCCCUGGGUGCUAGCUGUGAAUGGGGUGAUGUGACUUCCUGGUUUUCACACCAGCAGGGGCCCUAACUGCCACACUGGGCAGCCAAAUAAACCAUUCCUUGUCUCAGCUUUCCAACCUUUGCCUGGAUGUGGCUGUGCAUAACUUUGAUCUUAGCUUUUUAGGAAGGUGGAAGCAGGUGGGUCUCUAUGAUCUAUGAGUUCAGGGACAGACUAGCUUACAUAGAGAACUACAGGCCAGCUGACAGUAACUGGAAAGACCAUAUCUCAAAUAAAUAAAAGUUCAUGUGACAGUAACUAGAAAGACCAUAUCUCAAAUAAAUAAAAGUUCAUGUCUGGAGAAGAGGAUCCUAGUCACAGCUUCUCCUCACAGAGUGAAGAGCUGCACCUCAUGGUCCUAACCUAGUCUUGGCCUCGCAAGUGACCAACCUGGGGCUUAUGCUCAAACACUGAGCAGUCAUUUCCUGGCACUUGGGUUUAUGCCCUCAUUUCCUCCUCUCUGCUCUGCCCAUCUACCAGGCAGCUCACCCCUCAGUAUACUUGGGCUCUCCUCAACCCCCUCCCCCAUUAUUGGUCCCUUCACUCCUGCAUUCCUUGGGUUGCAGCCUCAAGCCUACCAUGUUCUUCAGCCCAGCAUCUACCCAUCUGGCUGUUCUGCUCAAAUUCUUGGCCAUUGAGGCCUCCUGAUCCCUCUGGGGACUCAUCCUGUUUUCUCUCAUCAUUUCUCACCUGGCCACGGUGCUCUUGGCUCCCUAGACUAUGUGUAGGCCUGUAUAGGGUGUCUGGUGGGUGUCUGCUGUCAUUCUUUAUACCUCCCCCUUCCCCCAUUUUAAAGGGUUUUGGUUUAAGACACAGUUUCCUGCAACCCAAGUGUAACCUAGGUUGGCUUCAAGCUCACAGUGUAACUGAAGUGACCUUGAACUCCUUUCUGAUCAUUCUACCUCUGCCUCUCAAGUGUUGUGAUCACCAGUGUGGCAACUUCGCUCAGGCCCAAGUCUUCAGAGCUCAUGCUCUAGGAAGCCUGGGCAACCCUACUGAAAGUCUUGCUGAUGCCCUUUAACUGUCCUGUGGCAAGUCACAGGUCAAUGGGCUUACGUGUCAUGUUUUUUGUACAGCUCAGGAGUCCAAAAUGGCUCUCCAGAGUUCAGCUCAGAUAUGAGCAAGCCAGUUUCCUUCUAGAUUUAAGAGACUAUCCCUUCAUUGUGUCACUUGCUGUAUCCCCCUCUUCAAAUGGCAGUAUCGAGUCUCAUUACUACUGUUGCAGGGCUUUUAGGCCACCAGAGAAAUUUAUCCCUUUGUACAGAGUCCCUCCUGCCAGGUUGGGGAUUAAAACAUUAGUGUCAUCAGAAUGAGCACCCCACAAAUCUGCAUCUCCCCAACUUGUGCCCAGUUUUGCCCUGAGCACCUCAACAUAAAUUCCUCCAGCUGCUAAUAAUAGCUACUCAGAGCUCCACACCUCACAGGUGACUCCUGGCCACCUUGCCUGCCCUUCACUCCUUACCUCCCAUCAGGGUCUUGGCUUCUGCCUAUCCUCCACCAAGGGCUGGAACCACAGACCCGCCUGUUCCUAGAAGCCAGCCGCCCUGCAUAUUUUUAGCUUCCUAUUUUUGAAUUCCACAAUCAUUUCUGAGUCAUUCAACUGACUGCCUUCUGGUCACAAGGUCCCAGUGUGAGCUGUGUUUCAAAUCAGACAGUAGAACAUGAUGUGAUGGAAUGUGUGAUGUAUCCACCAUGGACCAUGGCCCUCCAGGAGCUGAUGAAAAGCAGUGCUGGUUUGCUGGAAGAUGUGGGACGCCCACAGAAUCUUGAGUCAUGUGCUGAGUGGAUGCUUGCCUGAGGGAUAUCUGCCAGCCAUGGGACUUAUUGUCACCAAGACUUUGCUGAGCCAAAGCCAAGUGACAGUGGAGUGUUUUAGAUGUGGCUAGAACAGGACAGCAUGGUAGGCGUGCCUGUGGAGGUCUAUAGCUUCCAGACUCCCAAAGCCUGGAUGGACUAUAAAAAUGAGGUCUGGUCCCUGUCCAUCAAAAUAAGGUGAGCAUAUUGGCUCAUACCUGUAAUCCCAACACUAGAGGCUGAGGCAGGAGGGUCACUGCAUUUUAAGACCACCCUGGGCUAAAUAGACCUUAUCUCAAACAAAAAAGGCUGGUGAGUCAUGACGUAUACACCUGUAAUCCCAGCAUAUGGGAGGAUCUGUUCGAGGCGGCGUCUCUUAGUGAAUCCAAGUCCAGUCUAAGCUACAUGAGACCCUAUCUCAACAACACACCAACCCCACUGCCAAAACAAAAGCCACACUGCAUAUUUAGGUAGGAACAGGAUUCCUGUAGAGUGCAGAAGACAGUCCCUGUGCUCCGUGGUGCCUGCAGCACAUCAACUCCCAACACCUCAAGUCCCUGAACUUGGUGAUAGAUGUAGGUGCACACCUAAUUACAUUGUUAAUUUAAAUUCUAUUACUUUGGCAGGCUUCUCAUUUAUUCUUUUAUUCUUGGUCACAAGGUCUAGAAGAUGAAUCUCUGCCCAGUUUUAUAUGUGGCAGAGGUCCAUUGUUAAUAAAAGCCUGGGACAGUGGCACUUUUUCCAGUGGGUCCCCUGGCUAGAGGCAGCAGGACACAGGCAGUGCCCUCCAGGUGAGGUCCUCUGUCUCCCUUGCUUAUAGCUAAGGCCUUGCUGAAACUGCCACCAAUUUGACUAGACCCACGGCUAGCGUUUUCCCCUACCAUCCUGUGUCCUUGAGAGGCCUACUCAGGCUCAUCUCAACAGCUUCUAAAUAAAGUCGUCACUUUUUCAGAGUUUGCACAGGGACAGUGGAAGACUCCUGUAUCCCCUGGCUUUCCCACCAGACAGGAAAGGCACAUGCAAAGAUGCUGAGUCUUCCUUUCACUGGAAGGUCAACUUGGGCAGGGACAGUCAUCCUCUGGGGCCAAGCUUGUCCAUUAGUGCUACAGGGGCCCAUGGGAGAUGCUCUCCACUUGCCAAAUUACCUCAAGCCCCCUUAGGGCUGGAACAUCCGAUGCAAAUCAAUGGCUGCUUACAUAUACUCACGCUGUAACAGGCCCCCAAACCUUAGCACAAUUGAGGCCAUGAUGGAGUACCAUUCAAGGCCAUAAAAA